Penicillium roqueforti is the source of this 1677-nucleotide messenger RNA. RefSeq names its product transcription factor domain-containing protein. Gene Ontology annotation, biological process: regulation of DNA-templated transcription. Lineage: Eukaryota; Fungi; Ascomycota; Eurotiomycetes; Eurotiales; Aspergillaceae. Gene Ontology annotation, cellular component: nucleus. Gene Ontology annotation, molecular function: zinc ion binding; transcription cis-regulatory region binding; DNA-binding transcription factor activity, RNA polymerase II-specific. Bases 1 to 1677 code for a protein of 558 amino acids. The record is from RefSeq and is a predicted model, not a curated record. The transcript has 6 exons.
AUGCAAUCUGCUCAAAUCCAGGGUGGGACCCCUGCGCCAUAUGGCCGCGCAUGUAUGAAUUGUUCCCGCGCCAAGUGCAAAUGUAUUCUUUCCGCAACUGGUAGUGGCUGCGAAAGAUGCCAGCGCCUGAACAAAGAAUGCCGGCCUGCGCAGACAGUCCGCAAACGCAAUAAGCCGGCGUCGGGUUCUAAUACUGCCCAUCUUGAAGCCAAACUGGAUUGGAUUAUGUCCGCGUUUGAAAAGAGUGGUGUUACCCCCAGUCUUCCUCCAGAUUGGCAACCUGUAGACCUAGGGCAGAGUCAACGGCAUGAGCCAAGCCAAUCUGCACCAAUCACUCAAACCUCAACUACAGCUUCUUCUUCGACUGCCGAGGAAGGAAAUUACCCUGAACACUUUCUUCCCUCGUAUGAUCCGGAGAUAUUGUCUCUGAUCUACGUUCCGCCCACCAUGGCUCAGAAGUACCUCGACCAAUUCCGCACUCGGAAUUUGCAAUAUCUCCCCUUUGUCCACAUCCCUUCUAAUAUAACCUCUGACCAAUUGCAACAGAAGUAUCCAUUCCUUUGGAGAGUUAUGCUCGACAUUGCGCCGAGCAUAGAUCUUCUCCUUGGGAUCAUGACUUUCGUAUCAUGGGUCACAUACACUAAAAGGCCAUUUCUCAAUGUCUAUGCACACAUGCUAAUGGCGGUCGUCGCCGAACUUGGGAUCAAUCAAAGUGUCCCAAAUGAGUAUUCAGCCAUGCAUUCUUUCAAGGUCGCUAUCGGAAUGAAGCAAACUCCACCCACAGCCAGAACACUGGAAGAGAGGAGGGCUGUGCUGGGAUGCUUUUUGAUUUCAUCAAGCACGGCAUUGGCAAUGUCCAGGAUUGACGCUAUGCGCUGGACACCGCACAUGGAAGAAAGUCUUUCAAUACUCACCGAUGCUAAAGAGUGUCCCCAGGAUGAGCUCCUGAUCGCACUGGUUAAGAUCUAUUUGGUCUUAGACAGAGUCCAUCAACUGCGACGGGAUGGUGAGGUUUCUAUCCCGCUAGCUUUCUAUCUGGAUAGCUUCAAAAAUCAAUUGGAUACAGUGAAAAGCCAAAUUCCGCCUCACCUUCAACAGCACAGAGUUGUACUGAUGUAUCUCUACAAUGCCGAAAUUGUAAUCAACGAAUUAUCAAUAGGAGACCCCGCCAUUGCACAUUCGCCUGAUCUCCAUCGACUUGACAGCCUUUACACCUCCCUCCGAGCAACAAAAGGCUGGUUAGAUGUAUGGCUAGAGCUUGAAGGAGAGGAGUACCUACAGCUAUCAUGUGUCAUUUUUUUCCAAUUCACACGAGCCAUUGUCAACCUGUACAAGCUCACCAUUCUGGAAGACCCGCAAUGGUCUAAGAGUAUGGUCCGAGACACUGCAAAUAUCCUCGAAUACCUGAACAAAAACGAAGCCGUCAUCAGGAAAUGCCCAGAAUACAUCACUUUCGACCAAAGCAGGGAAAUGAACCUCCUCGAAAAGGGAUUGAGAAUGGUUCAAGGCAUGCGAAUAAAUUGGGAGCCGAAAUUAUUGGAACUAUGGCGCCCAAACAUGCCCGCGAAUAACGAGAUCGAUAGUGGUAUGAUCCAGUCCGAUACUAUACUCCCUGAUGUUAUGCCUUUGGGUGGGAUUGAUGAGGCUUGGAUGAUGGACUUCCUUGGGUCGUUAUAA